AUGAAAUGCGUGAUGAAAUCUUUCAUCAGGAAGAGCCUGUCACCGGCACACACGCUUUUCAGAUACCACCGAAGCAGCAGACAUCAUGGGAGAGCAGCUGAGUCCUGAUGAGAAGUUCCAGCUCAUCACCAGAAACCUUCAGGAGGUUCUUGGUGAGGAGAGGUUGAAGGAGAUCCUGAAGGAGAGGGAACUGAAGGUCUACUGGGGAACAGCAACCACGGGCAAACCCCAUGUGGCCUACUUUGUCCCCAUGUCAAAGAUCGCUGACUUCCUGAAGGCGGGCUGUGAGGUGACCAUCCUCUUUGCUGAUCUCCAUGCCUAUCUGGACAACAUGAAAGCUCCCUGGGAGCUGCUGGAGCUCAGGGUGCAGUAUUAUGAGCAGAUCAUUAAGGCCAUGUUGGAGAGCAUUGGAGUUCCCCUCGACAAACUCAAAUUUGUUAAAGGCACAGACUAUCAGCUCAGCAGAGAGUACACUCUGGAUGUUUACCGACUGUCAUCCAUGGUCACUGAACAUGAUGCCAAGAAAGCAGGUGCUGAGGUGGUCAAACAGGUUGAGCAUCCUCUUCUGAGUGGCCUGCUGUAUCCUGGACUACAGGCACUGGAUGAGGAAUACUUAAAAGUAGAUGCUCAGUUCGGUGGUGUGGACCAAAGGAAGAUCUUCACAUUAGCAGAGAAGUAUCUGCCCUCUCUUGGGUACACUAAACGUAUCCACAUGAUGAACCCAAUGGUGCCUGGACUGACGGGGGGCAAGAUGAGCUCCUCUGAGGAGGAAUCCAAGAUUGACCUGCUGGAUAAGAACCAAGAGGUGAAGAAGAAGUUAAAGAGAGCCUUCUGUGAGCCUGGAAAUGUGGAGAAUAAUGGAGUUCUGUCCUUUGUCAAACAUGUGCUUUUCCCUCUGCACUCUGAGUUUAUAAUUAAAAGAGAUCCAAAGUGGGGAGGUGACAAAGUCUACACAGACUAUGAGGAAGUAGAUAAGGACUUUGCUGCGGAGCAAAUCCAUCCUGGUGACCUGAAGGCUUCAGUAGAGUUGGCUCUUAACAAACUGUUGGACCCAAUCAGGAAGAAGUUUGAGACCCCAGAGUUGAAGAAACUGACAGCAUCAGCUUACCCAGAGCCCUCCAAAAACAAAGGAGGAGCAAAGGGAAACCCUAAACAAACUGUAGAUGAAGAGGAGGUCAUCCCAUCUAGAUUGGACAUCAGAGUUGGCAAAGUCAUCAGUGUAGAGAAGCAUCCAGAUGCAGACUCACUGUAUUUAGAGAAGAUUGAUGUGGGUGAGGAACAGCCACGGACUGUAGUGAGUGGACUGGUGGCCUACCUCUCACAGGAGCAGCUUCAGGAUCGUCUUGUUGUGUUGUUAUGCAACCUAAAGCCCCAGAAGAUGAGGGGGAUUGAAUCUCAAGCCAUGCUGCUCUGCGCUUCAAUUGAGGGAGAGCCCAGGAAAGUGGAGCCUUUGGAUCCACCAGAAGGAUCAGCACCAGGAGACCGUGUUUAUGUAGAAGGAUAUGAAUCAGGCAAACCAGAUGAUGAAUUGAAACCGAAGAAAAAGGUGUUUGAAAAGUUGCAGGUGGAUCUGAAGAUCUCAGCAACACCUGCUAAAGCUGGCAGCUAAUUCUAGUCAGAUUUUGAUGGACGUUAGAGGCACAUGUUGAUUGUAGAUUUCCAACAUAGUAAUGGACUUCACACUCAUGCUGUGACAAGACUAACUGAUGUCAACUAGCUGUCUCCCGUGAAGGAUAAUCAGGUCGGACACAAUGAGAUCUACUGUGUGCCACCAAUCCUCCAGCUGCCCUGAUCUUUCCCACCCCUCUUCAUCUCCCCACCCCCCUUGCCCCGGCUUUUGUCAGCAUCUUACUGAGUGGUGUCCCCCAAAGUGUUGGCUGGUUUCCUCCAUUGUGGACUGAAUUUGGGAUUCGCCUUGACAAGGGAGCCUGGCUAAUCUGCCACCCUUAAAAUCUGAUUGGAAACAUGCCACACUCAGAUUAAAGCAUCUGCUCCAUGAUUUGACCCAUAGUAAACAUCAUAAAUAGUAAAAGGAAUAGACUUCUUGAUAUAUAUUGACUAGUAUUGUUUGAUAUAUGUUGACUAGUAUUGGUGUGUUACAUGAACUAAUGAGCAAAGCUGAUGAUCCCUGUGAUUCAAAUUGCAAAGGCCUUGUGUUUUAGCAGGUAUGAUGAUCAUUAUUUGCACUUUGUUUACCCAAAACUGACAUUUCUGCUGCUCAUUUUCAAAAUUCAGUUACUCAAACUGUUCUAACCUGUAAAGCACUAAAGGAGAUGUUCUGAAAAAAGUUCAUGCUGCUUUUCUCCAUACAAUGAAAGUAUAGUAAAGCUCCAAAAAGAUGGUGAAAAACAUAAAAAUAUCAUAAAAGUCCAUGACUCAUGCACUAUUUUGCAAGACUUUUGAAGCCAUGUGAUAGCAUUCUGAUAUUUGAAACUUGUACGCUUCCAUUUUAUGGAAAAUAACUUCUCAGAUUGUUUGUAUAUUUGUCUUAUGAACAGAGUUUAUUUAUCAUGGUGUUCUAACUACAUAUCUUGGAAAUUAUUUAUUAGUUUCUUAAAAACACAAUGCAAAGAGAGGUUUCAUUACAGCUUUAAGUAUCAGAGAAGAGACAAGCAAGAACAGCAGAUGUCAGAAACCAUUUUAAUUGAUUAUUUCAGGUUUAGGGUAACAUAGCUACUACUUGGUAUGUUUCGUAUACCUCUGCAGGGGUUGCAGCAGUGCUUUAUCAUUAAACCAUUUAUCAGACGUCCCAUGUCUGCACUCGCUUCACAGUCACUGGUUUUGGCACUGAAUAGAGACUCAAGUGGUGUUGGCUUAGAAUUAUGGGCGUUACUUCAAACCGAGAUAGAAAGGUCACUAUUUCGGCUGGCAAACUUCCCAUUCUUACCUUUGAACAGAGAUUCACCACAUCUGCAUGUAUGAAUCAUAUCUCAACUCUUUGAGAUGUUUGAGAGGUGAGCUAUUAUGUUCCUAAGCAAUUGAUUAUUUUUUUCAUCUUUUUUCUUUUUUCAGUCUGUCAUUCAGAUUGCACUCAGUCUACCAACUGCCUGUUGUUUAAUUCCAGAAAUCCCAUUAAUAUUUAUCAGGAGAGCCAAAAGACACCAUCUGCCACAUGGUGUGAGAUGAGGGUUGAUGCAUGCCUUUAAACCACCACCAGACCCUUGAGAUUCUUUACACUGAAGCUUUUGUAUUCCUAGAUGCACAGGAAACAAAUGAUACAUAGGCCAUUUAAUGGUUAAUUACUGAAGCAUAACCUAAACAAUCAGUUGACUUGGCUAUUAGCUACUAGGUUUA
Molecule: messenger RNA, 3294 nt
Organism: Sinocyclocheilus anshuiensis
Lineage: Eukaryota; Metazoa; Chordata; Actinopteri; Cypriniformes; Cyprinidae
Product: tyrosine--tRNA ligase, cytoplasmic
Exons: 16
Coding region: 86-1609 (507 amino acids)
Biological process (GO): tyrosyl-tRNA aminoacylation
Molecular function (GO): tyrosine-tRNA ligase activity; ATP binding; tRNA binding
Source: RefSeq, a predicted model, not a curated record